AUGAAUGAACGGCGUCACGAGAGCCAUGUCGAAUCCGUUGAUGUCCCGCUCCCUCGUCGACCUCGCUCCGCGCUCUGCGGGGCGGCACUAAAAAUGGACGGGCGUGUUGACUUUUCAUCUCGAAAAACGUCGAUUCAUCUUCUUGGCUUCGGAGACUCCGAAGGUUGGUUAUCGUCACACCGAGGCGCUGUUUCGGACAUGGACGCGACGCUCGAAGACGUGCAGCGAUGGAAAAUGAUGAACGGACGACCGACCGGCGUGGAAGUCAUCGACUUGCACGUCGCAAAGGUGAGAGACGUCGUCGAGCGCUUGCGCCAGACGGGUGCCCGUGAACGCGAGGGCGUGUGCGACCCGAUGCGGGACUGCUUGGUGCACGAAUCGAUGCCGACAACGGAUGAAAGGCUAAUCGGAAUUCGAUCAUUGUUUGAACUUUUUAGCCGCGAGUUGUCCGAUGCGCUCGCGGGACCGGCCGAGCCCGGGAUGGACGAUUCCGCGGCAGGCAUCGCGCACGACGAAUUGGACGCGGCGGAGACUGUCGGUUUGGUACGGAGCGAACACGGCCUCGGACACGAUGACGAUCGGCUCACGGACCUUAAUGUUGAUGGAUCGCCGCAGAACGUUCUCGAGACGGUUUUCGAGCUCCCAGCGACGCGUCUAGAUGAGUUUGCGUCUCCGCUCACGAAAUGCGACUCGCGCGAAAAAUGGCGAGACGCUAUCAAACUCCUCGACGAGCGGGAUAGUCACGCUCUGUUCUUCUCGAUCGAAGAAAACGACCAGUGUAUCGAGUGCGUCGUCACCGCCGAGGAUAUCAUACACUUUCUCGGAGUCGAACAAACGCUGCAUCGCGCAGUUGGCGCGUGCUUCGAUGAAUCGAUUCUGUUUGAUUCCGUAAAAGACACGUUCAUCGUCGUUCAUCAAGAACACAAUUUCAACAUAACGGCCGCCGAUUGCUUUUUAUGGCUUCGAAAAGAAACUGCAAACGCGGUGGUUUACGUGGAGUCGAGCUUUUGGGGGCGAGUUCCAGGUGAGCAGGACGUUCACGGACAUUUGCUCUGCGAGCUCUCAAUCCGAGACGUCUUAGACCUGAAUCCGGAUAAUUUCGUGGACAUUUUCAACGUCGAUCCGGUGGCCUACGUGAGUUCAAAGCCCAGACUUCACGGCGUCUGUCGAGCAGUCUUCGUCGAGGGCGUGUCUGGUUCGACCACUGAUUCGGCGCGGCGGGCGAUUGAAAAGUUUGCGGCCAAGCGACCUCGUCGGUUACCUCGACGAUUCUACGUCAUUCAUGACGAACACGUCCGCGCGUGCACGCCACUGAGCAUUCUUCGAACGAUCCUUUGCGAUGCGAGUGAUCGUCAGCGAGCGUGA
This is a messenger RNA of Ostreococcus tauri, 1365 nucleotides long. Its product is annotated as unnamed product. Bases 1 to 1365 code for a protein of 454 amino acids. The record is from RefSeq and is a predicted model, not a curated record. The transcript has a single exon. NCBI's taxonomy places the organism in Eukaryota, Viridiplantae, Chlorophyta, Mamiellophyceae, Mamiellales, Bathycoccaceae.